AUGGAUCAAUCUGGUGCGGACACCGAAUGUCUGCAGUACAAUGGGGCGUCAUUGAUAAAGAUUUAUGAUAAAUAUGAAAACGACCAUCUUCAAACCUACCUCAUAGUAAAAAACGCCAAUGAUCGAGUUUGGCUUGGGAUGACUUGUAACGAGUCUACAGUAGCAGCCUCCUGCAAUUGGUCUUAUGAUAGAGGUACUGCAGCAGAAUACAAUAAUUUUGGAAACAAUUAUCCGAAUGUUACAAAAGGAGCUUGUGUUUAUAUGAAAAAAGAUGACAAGAAAUGGUAUAGCAGUGAUUGUGAGCAAAGGAGAGCGGUUAUGUGUGAAGUGCCACAGACUAGUGAAGAUCCGUGCCCUUACAACUAUAACCACAACUGCUACUUCCCUAGCGAUGUCAACGCUUCCUUUGCAGAUGCCGUCAGAUCCUGCUCCAACAUGUGCGCAGAUCUGGUAUCCAUCCACUCCGCCCUAGAAAAUCGUUACCUAAUCACAAUCUCCGAUAUACAAGCAAGAUGGUGGUUAGGAGGAGUCGAAACCCCUCCGAUAGCUUCAGUUGAAAAAUCGCCAGAUCGAGUGUUCAAGUAUUGCAAAAUAGCAACCUUCGUGCUACUCGGCCUACUCAUUCUAGGCGUUGUAGUAUUCCUUAUUCUAUUCUUUGUAGUUCCAAAACAUGGAGAUCAAAGUGCAAGUAGUACUGUAGUGCCGAGUAUUUCUACAAUUGGUUCAACUACAGUAACGAAGUUAGCUACUACAACAAAGCCAUCAAAACACUCAACUACAUCGAAACAUCUACCUACUAAUGGACCAAUCACCAAUACCACGGCUUCGGGAUUGUCUACUACAUCGCCGUCCAAUCGAUGCUCUCUAAUAACAAACACAACAUUCCUGUUUGCCUACUCCAACGACCUCCAAUCUAGCUUGAUUCAGAAGGCUCUGGGUGACAUAAAGACAUUCAUUGUGAACCCGAAAAUCACAACGUUUGCAAAUAAUCGAUUUGACACGAUUAAAGAAGACCCUAUUCAUUUUCAUGGUUCGAAAGACAACUUUACCGAUUCCGUUAAUGCAUUAUUACCAGAUUCGAAACUGAAACUUCCAAAUAUCAAAGACGGAAGUAAUGUUCUCAACGUGAUUGAGAAAUUCCUUGAGCAACCAACGUGCGGAGCCAUAGUUUACAUCCUCAUGAAACGACUGCCGGACACUGUGGACGUCACAGAUCUAAUCCAGGAACUUCGACUAAAUCACAUAUCCGUGUUUCCUGUAAUUGACUCCGCUUAUAUAGGAAGCAAGGAUCAAAGUAUAAUGUGCAAGCUGGCGCACACAACAAAUGGAUUUUGUGACUACCAAAUAGCUAGUAGAUUGGAAAAUGAAGUUUAUGAAACAAUGUGGAUAGUGUCUAGAGUCCAUGUAUUUGUAUCACGAAGCUAUCAAGUAUCUGGAAAAGGUUCUAUAAAAGUUCCAUCGUUUGUAAGACCACCACAAGGAAAUGAAAACGGAUCGAUGGGUCUGGUGGUCACUUAUCAGAAUCAUGCACGAGAUACCAAUUUUAAAGCGCUGAAUCUCACUAUCACUGACGAUCAGAAUAAAGUUGUGCUAACCGGGCAGACAAAAUCAACAAAUGGAAAUGCUUUGUUGAAACACCCCGUGUUGAAAAAUAAUGUCACCUAUCAAAUUGAUAUCGAUUAUGAAUAUGCGAGAACGGAUUGGUUCGAGAAGAUUGAUGUGAGAAUGUAUAGUAUUUCCCCGCCUGGCACAUGGAUUCCAUUUCCAGCUUAUCAAAACGUUUCAGCUGUCAGAGUCUAG
Molecule: messenger RNA, 1800 nt
Organism: Caenorhabditis remanei
Lineage: Eukaryota; Metazoa; Nematoda; Chromadorea; Rhabditida; Rhabditidae
Exons: 11
Coding region: 1-1800 (599 amino acids)
Source: RefSeq, a predicted model, not a curated record